Messenger RNA from Besnoitia besnoiti, 9417 nucleotides. RefSeq names its product kringle domain-containing protein. The record is from RefSeq and is a predicted model, not a curated record. Bases 1 to 9417 code for a protein of 3138 amino acids. Lineage: Eukaryota; Apicomplexa; Conoidasida; Eucoccidiorida; Sarcocystidae. The transcript is spliced from 19 exons.
AUGGAGCCCUUAGGAGACAGGCGGCGCGACUCACGAGCGCGGCUCGCCCCCCUCACUUCGUAUCCUUGUCCGUUUCCUUCCCCUGCUGCGCCUUCGUGUGCGUCCGGAGCCGGUCGCGCGCACGUGACAGAAAUAGACUGCGGCGUCUCCGGUCUGUCACGUGCAUCUUCCGCGGAACAUGGGGCGGCGGGCGCGUCGCCACGAAACGACGGAACGAAGGGCAGGGCAAGAAGGCUGCGCCGCUUCCUCCUCGUCUGCUUCUCCCUCGCCAUCAUCUGCCUGCUGCACCAGUUUGCCUUUGGGCGCCAGGCGGCAGACCGACUCGUCUCCUCCCUUCUCGUCGCUCACGCUCGACAUGCGCCUGCUGACCCCCAGCCCUCGGAAACGGGCGACCUCGAGCCGACGCCACGCGCAGAGUCGCAUGGCGAAGAGGAGACAAGCGACGCGAACGCGAGCCAGCCAGAGCACCUGCGCCACAAGAAGAAAGCUUCUCUGUACAGAGACCACCUUGAGCGGAAUCCCGACCGUCCUGCGGUCGCGCUUUUGGCUGAGCGCUCCUCGUCGUUCAUGCUUGACGCGGUUUCGCGCCCUGCUGUGCCCCCGUUCCUCUCCUCGGCGACCUGCUCCUCCUCGCGUCUCAUGGCUGCAGGCCGCGACUCGUGCGUGCCUGUGGAGGCCAUUCGCCCGUUCUUCGGAACGUCCCUGUCCUCGCCUUUGCCGCCCUCUGAGGCGCGCCUGCGCAUGGGCGCGCCAGCAGCCGCCCAGUCCUGGCGCCCGCCGAAGGUCAGGCUGCCUCAGACCUCCGCUGUGCCCUCCUCCUCCUCCUCUGUCGCGUUCUCGCUGCCGCGACGCGUCGAGCUGAAGCCUGCGGUGGUGAUGAAUCCUCGCGCAGCCGACGAGGAGUUUCGGUUCCCUGCGCCGCUCGACGGCGAACUCUCCUUCGCGGACAAUUCGGCGCUACUGCCUGCGGGAGAGGCCUGGGAAGAUGUCUUCGGCGGGUCUGCCAGCGAAGGCAGCCGCGACGACCUGUUCUCAAUCCACGGCGAUGUCAUAUUUCGGUCCCACGGCUUCAACGUCGCCAUCAAGAGACAGCUCCAGAAGGAAUGGGAGCAGGAGCAAAGGAGGCAACGGAUUCUCGCCGAGGGCGGCGAUCUGAGUCUUCUGGAAGCAGCCGAACCGGAAACGGUGGAGAAGGUGCAUCUCUACUCGCCUCUACAGAUCGCGCUGGAUCGCCAGUGCGUCUUGCAGGGGAACGUCGUUAAAACGCAGUGGACACGCAUGCGCGUGGUCAGGGACGCCUUCCACUGCUUCACCGACGACGAGCUCGACUACUCCGCUGCGGAGAAAAGCUGCCUCGAUAACUGCAACCAGCCGGUGGCGUGCGCCGGAAAGAUUCGGGACCGCAGCGCCGCCACCGACGCCUCCAAACUCUCCGACGACAUCCUGCCCAAAAACUGGCAGUUCGGCUACUGCUUGUCGUCGCGUCUCCAGACCGCGGCCAACGCUGUUUGCGACUCUCCGAACUACGUCUUUCGGCGCACGGAAACUGCCAGCGGAUGCGUGCCCGCCGAAGCGCUCGACUGGACUAAGCUAGUCGACGGCUGCGUGGACGACUGCUUCGCCACAGUCCGCUGCUACGGAUGGUGGGACAGCCAGACGGUGCAGAUGAAGCAGCUCACGCUCGUGGACCUCCAGAAAAUCCGGCAGGUCAUCAAAAAUACGUGCCUUUGCAACGAGACGUUUGAGGAAGGGGUGGCGUACGCUGGUUGCCAGUCCAAGACGCGCUCGGGAAGAGAGUGUCAGCGCUGGGAUCAGCAGAAGCCUCACGUUCACACCGAGAGAGCCGAUGCGCACAACUACUGCAGAAAUUUCAACAACGAGAAGGAGAUAUGGUGCUACACGACGGAUCCUGACGUACGAUUCGACUACUGCGACCCUCUCGGGGUGGUGGAGCGCUAUGUGCAGCCGGGAGAGACAGUGGACGUCGUGGUCAGUGGAGUGAGCCUCGCCCCCCAGGUGUCGCUUCGGCUCUACUGGGGCGGCGAAGAAGGGAAUGCCGCGUGCGGCAAAGCGGGAAGAUUUACGGCGCUCGCGACCUUCAAAAACCAGGCUGCACGCGGUCAUAUCUUGCCUUCGUAUGCUGUCCACGACGGCGUGGUCUCCGCGCUGACUUGGCCGAAUUUGACCGUCAGCUCUAAUGCUUCAGGGUCGUUCGUCGUCUGCGGCUGCGCCUUCACAGGCUUUUUAGCCUCGACGUGGGGUGACGCCGAACCCUGCUCUUCUGACGCCCACUUCACGCUGACUCUCGGCACGAUCAACGUCACAGGUCCCGUGCAUGCGUUGAAUACGGAAAAAGAGAUGACCGCGGGCGAGAAGAAGACGUUCACAGUCAGAGGAACUACGCUGAAGACGAGCGACACACUCGUCGUGGUCGGGGGCAGCGCCUCCUUUCUGUGCGUCGCGCCGAACUUCUUCCGGCUGCAGCUGGAGUUGCUGCGAGGCACGGGCGACAACGCGCUGGCGGUCUUUUCGGCGGGUAUUGGGGCGGGCGAGAACCAGUACCUCAAGACUGGGUUCGCCACCGUGAACAAGGCAGGCACGGAGGCGCAGACCAUGCCUUUCGCUUUGCAGUCAACUGGACACUACGUGCUGUGCUGGCAGGGGAUGGUCAAGGGGCGUAAGGCCUCCGGAAUCAUCCAGCGGAUCGUUUCCACCGGUGUCGACUUGAGCAUGACGUACCGGUCGGUGUACGCGCCUUCGUCGGACGGCGUCAGCCAGAAGCUCUUUUCCGUUUUCAUCCACACCUACAGAUACAAGGAAGGCUUCGAAGAUGACGCGCUGACUGUUCGAAUUCCCACGGAGACCCCGUGCAAAGGCGCGGUCGUCGCGCAGUCGCGAAAAAUCAAUCUGGAAAGUCGAUCGGAGAAGCAAAUGCAGACUCAGAUGUUUCUCUACAAAGCCAUGUACCUGAGCGUGCGAAAUCUUCCGCAGUCGGACUCAAAGUACUUGGAGACCUUGCAGGUUUGCGUGCAGCCGAGGAAGGACAGCAACACAGUCUUGUACUUGGGUUUGUCGACGAUUUCGGAGUUUAACUCGUAUCCAUUCCACGAUUUCGUGAUGCCGUCGACGCUGCAUUCUGGAACGCCGACUCGCACUUACUCAUUCACGGUUGACGAGUAUUCGUACCUCGGGUUGCACUGGGGAGAGAUUCGGAGCGACGGUGAGAUGAUUAUUGGUGACUUCUACGACUUUUUCACGUCUCCACCCUUCUCGAAAGUCCUCAGUUUCUGGAUUUCGCAGUCGACGAACGUGGUCACCGCCUGGGGGUUCUCUGCGUCGGACCCGUCGCCGACGCUCAUGGGCACCUUCAACCUAAGCCGGCCGGUGGACAUGGCGCUCGACACGUCGCCGCAGCACGUGCACCUAUACAUUCUCAUGGGUGAGGCGCCGGCGGCGCUGGCGGUGUUGGACUUGACGAAGCCGCCCUCCGACCUCUCGCAGGCGAAGCGCGUGAGAGUUUUAGACCCCAGCCGCGACGGCAUGGUGAAGCCGUCCGGCUUCGUGCUCAUCUACCCUGGAGAACCUGAACUCUCCGAUCCCGUCGUCGUCCUCGUCGACGAGGGCACGGGCUACAUCCACGUGUACGAUGCCGAGUUCACGCUGCACGCCAAGGUGAAUCGGCUGGACGGCAUGCAACAACCCUUCGUGAAGCCGACAGACGUCUACUGCUUCCGAAAGUCUGGUCCCAAAAUCAUCGUCAUGGGCUCCACCUGGGAGUGCUUCGUCAUCGACCAGGGCCUCCCGCGCGUCGUGUACUUCAACGUCGAUGCAACAACCAAAGUGUUGACGCUCGUCUCGGUCUACUCGGGAGAAGGAGCGAGGGACGGCGUUGACACAAACUUGAAGGCGCCAGCGUCCGUCGUCGCGCACUACUACAACGGAAAAACGCUCAUCUACGUCGCCGAAGCAAGUAGUUCGUACCCGAUGCUUCUGACGAAGGUAGACGAAGAGUCGGCGAUUCGGUUCUACGCGUUCCUGUCGCACAACACUUUGGGGCUGAGUUCUGUGAGCCACAUCUCUUUGCUGUAUUUCUCUGACGACAGCUCUUCUCUGGAAAAGGUGUCUCUGGCGACCUUUCGAGACGCGUGGCGCGGACCCGAACUGCAGAUCGUCUCGCUCGACACGACUGCGACAGUCCCGACGUUCCGCUACUACCCGCACGAGUGGUACGCCGUGGGCGACUCGCACGCGCUGGAUCCGAGCGUCGUCGGUCUCGGCAGUCUGAAGGGCGUCUCGAGCUUCGUCUUGGGCACUGAAGGCGCACACGCGGCGUACGUGGGCAGCGUCGCCUCGGUAGUUCCCAACACGGGUGUGGUUAAGCUUGAGAUCACAAGCAUCCAGCGCAUCGAAGUCGAGGUGCAGGUCGUGGCGAUGGGCAUGGUCAGUCAGAUGAAGACCUCCUUCAAAAUCCGGAUCGCAUGCAAAGACGGCUACUACUUCAACCAGGGCAUGUGCGCCCGCUGCCCCCUUGGGACCUACAACUCGCUCAACUUGGUCAAAGCAGACCCCGCGUCCAGGUGGGCUAAGUGCAAGGAGUGCGGCAAGUCUCAAACGACUGUCGCUGAAGGAUCCAUCAGCAUUGACCAGUGUCAGUGCCAGAAGGGAUAUCACCACGCAGGCGACGCUGAAGACGCGGGCGAAUGCGAGCCCUGUCCGCCAGGUACCUGGAAAGACACCGUGGCGAACACAGGAUGCGUAGGCACAUGCCCGACGCAUUCGUCGACUGACGUUGUCGGGGCGACCUCGGCGGAAGAGCGCCUGUGCAAGUGCGAGCCCGGCUACUACUUUGUGGGCGAAGCCGUGCAGACGCAGGAGUGCGUUGGCGUGGAGAAGGGCUACUACUCUCCAGGUGGGUACGAGGCAGCGCGGUACCCGUGCCCGCUUCACACGACGACGAACGAGACGGACGAUCCCUCGUUUGUCGCGGUUUCGGUCGCGGCGUGCAAGUGCGAGAUGGGCUACACGGCGGCGCCGGCGGAGAGUCUGCGAGACCCCGAGUCCGCGGCGUCGCAGCUCCGGAACUGGCUUCAGCAGCACCCCGAGCACUCAGAGCUUCUCGACUCGCAGGUCUGCGUGCCCUGCGGGCGAGGCUUCUACAAGGACUCCAUCGGCUCGCACGCCUGCACCGCGUGCCCGGAGAACUCCUUCACCUCGACGUCGACGGCAAAGUCCAAGGCCGAGUGCGAGCUCUGCAAGCCGGGAUACUACCAGACGGGGAACGUGGACGUGCCUUGCGCCGAGUGCCCAGACGGCCACUUCUGCGUCGGGUCGGAACCCAACAUAAGCAACACGAUGCAGCACGCCGGCGCCAAGACGCCCUGCCCCGUUCACACCAGCACCGUCCCUCCCAACAGGGAAAACGACCAUCCUUUCAAAUGCAUGUGUGACCCUGGCUACGAAUUUGACUAUGUGGACCUGACCACCCUCGCUGUCGUGUGUCGGGCGACGGACGUCGGCGAUUUCAAGGACAUUCUCUCCAACAUUCCUGGCGACAAGUGCCCAGCUGGCAGCUCCACUCACGCGACAGGAAAUGUUUCUCUGCAAGAAUGCAUCUGCCUGCCUGGAUACUACUUCAGCACCGAGUCUGGCGUCUGCGAGUCCUGCCUGGUCGGUUUCUACUGCCCCGGCGGGCGCGACUCGUUCACCAAUGACCACGCGCUGCCGAUUGCUUGCCCGGCGGAGACGAACACGAUCGGCACGACGAGCGCGACGCUUGCGGACUGCGUGUGCGACAAGGGCUACUACCGCUUCAACUCGCAAGUCGGCAUUGGGGACAAGGUGGUCUGCCGACCGUGCCCAGCAAACAGCUUCAAGGACUGGGUCGGCAACGAAGUGUGCAAGGCGUGCAGUGAGAACUCGGGAACCGAGCAGACUGGCGCCAACUCAGCCGCGCAGUGUCUGUGCUCGAGGGGCUACUACCACGACGCGAAACAAGCGGAGUGCGUGGCGUGCAGCAACCCCCUCCGCUACUGCCCCGGAGGAGAAGUCGACUGCCAAGAGGGCGAAGAGCACUGCGUGAACGGCAAGAAGCCCGUCGAGCCCCAGCCGUGCCCCAACAACACGCGGAUCACCGCGGGGUACGAUACCCCGUGGUCGCUUGAUGACUGCAAAUGCAAUCGCGGUUUCGCCUACGACAAAGGGAGUGCGGCGGAAGGCGCCAAGUUCUGCGAGCCGUGCUCGCCAGGGUCGUACAAGACGUCUGUGCAGGACGGGCCGUGCAACGGUUUGUGCGGGACGGCUUCGACGUCGUUUCCAGGCGCCCAGACCCAGUCGCAGUGUUUCUGCGAAGAAGGGACUUACUUCGCGGCUGACGCCUGCCACACAUGCCCUAAGGGCGCGUACUGCGCAGGAGGCCUGUUGCCAGAGGCGGAGGCGAAGCUGCGGGAGGACUCGAGUUUCACCGGCAUUACGUCGGCCGACCACGUGAAGCCGUUCGCAGAGCCUGGGUACUUUCUGAACAAGCUGAAGGCGGAGCUCGAGUCGCCGAACGACUGGCAGUUCACGCGGUGCCCCGUGCGGAAUGCGUGUCUCUCUAACGGAGUCUGCUCCGAGACGAUGACGGAGUACCUCUGCAGCGAAUGCCGCCGCGGCUACACCAACACGUUUUCCAAGGGAGAAAUCUGCACCGUCUGCCCGUCCAUGGUCUGGAAUAUUCUCUGUCUGACUGGGUACUACUUGGCCACGCUGCUCUUCAACAUUGUCAUGACGUACAUGAACGUCGCGGCGGGUUUCAACAGACGGUCCAUUCACUCUAUCGUGAUUAAAAUCGCCUCCAACUACCUCACCUGCCUCUCCGUUCUGUCGGUCAUCGACUUUAACACAAUUGCCUUCCCUUCAUGGGUCACGGACCUGACCACGACCGUGACGGAGUCGGUGUCUGCGCAGAGCAGAACACGACUCAUGUCCGUCGACUGCUUGCUUCGCGAGAACCUGAAUCUGUCCUUUUCCGACUCCUUCUUCUACACGAUGGUCUUCUACGCCCUGAUUCCCAUUGUGUUGCCCAUCAUUGUCACGAUUAUGAUGUCGAUCGUUGUCUCGCGCGUGCGGGUCUGGUACCGCAAGUCGACGCAGAAAAAGCUGGAUUUGCUCAAGCAAACGCAGCAGUACGGCCUGUACACGCUCGCGGAGCAGCUGAAGGAGAAAUACGAAGAAGAUCGAGUCUUUAUGAUUUUCCGAUACAUCCCGCUGCCCGGCGAAUCGAUCUUCCGCAGAAUGACAAAGUUCAUGGAAGAUAUGAUUCCCAUUUACGUCACUGUGCUCUUCUUCGUCUACUCCUCGACCACGCGCCACAUGCUGUCGCUACUCGACUGCACUUACAUCGACUUUGGGCGCGCGCACAAAGCCAAGUACUUCUUGCGCGCUGCGAUGUCUGUCGAGUGCACUGAAGCGUUCAGUUGGCCGUACUUCAAGUUCUUCGCGCUUGGCAUCGGGGGCCUGUUCGUCUGGAGUAUCGGCAUUCCUCUCUCUUGCUUCAUCGUCCUCUACAUCAACCGCAGAACGCUCAACAGCCGUGAAACGAGGCUGAAGUACGGGUUCCUUCACAACGGAUUCGUGAAGAAAUACUGGUACUGGGAAAUGGUUGUGUUUGCGAGGAAAUUCCUCGUCAUCGUCGUCUCCAGCAUUGCUCUCAUUCGCUCCGAAGACAUGAACGGCUCGCGGAUCUGGCUCGCUUCUGUCAUCGCCAUCAUCUUCCUCAUCUUCCACUUUGUCACACAGCCAUUUGACAAAAGGAGCUAUCUCACUCUCGAUCGCCUCGAGAACCACAGUAUGGGUAUCUGGACGCUUACGCUCAUCGUGCUCGGGAUGAUGGUUGGUUCAGGGUUUUCAGGGAACGUUAACGUGGCGCUUCUGCUGUUCAUGGCCAUUCUCACGUGUUUGUUCAUCUUGGAGGUCGGAAUUUCGCUGAUGUUUGCGUACUUUGACAACGUUCGCACACAGCAGACCUUCUUCACCGUGCCGGUGCUCGGAUACGUGUUUCGUUUCUUCGCGCGCCUCUCGGAGAAGCGGAAGGCGCGCGAGCCGAUCGUCAUUUACGAUACCGAGAGCGAAGUCAUUCAGCUAGUCGCAGCGAAGCGGCAGUCGUGGAACGUCUUCCGCCGUCGCCGCAAAAACAUCAACCUGGCAGAGAGGAACUACUUCAUCAAGGUCAUGGCUGAGACGCUCGGUUUCGCGGUGGUGCACAUGAAGCUCGACGUCAUUCCAGGUUCAUUCCUGGAGUUCGCGCUGCGCCUCGGCUUGGCGUUCCACCGCAUGGAAGAACUGUCGCAGCAGAACCGAAAGUCGCUGCAAGCUAUCGCAGACGGUGACUUGUCUCAGCUGGCGGACUGGUCAAUGCAGGAGCAGAAGCGCAAAGACCUGGCUGAGGCCUCGCGUGCGAACCACAAGCAGAUUUCUCAGCGCCUCAGCACGUUCUACCGAGACAUGGAAAAAACUCUGAGAAUCGGGGAUAAAAAUGAGUCUGCAGGUGCGGCCGCCGGGUCCGAAGAGAGGAUCCGCGACCUAGAGGGAGAACUCGUGUCUGACGAGGAACUCGGUCGCAUGAAGUCGGAUAUUUCGGCAUAUGAAGAGGACGCGCGAGCCCAGGAAAUCGCCGCGUCGGAGGCGACGCAUCUGAAAUACCUCCAGAACUACACUGAGGACAUGACCGAGGAAGAGCAACAGGAAACGAUGUAUCUUUUCGACCAAGACAUGAUGACGUGCGGUAUUGCGCUGUCCGAGCUCUAUCUUGCCCUUCUCAAGCUCCAGCUGAAGGACUCGAGCACCAUUAGCCAGCAGUUCGACGCCUUCAAAGUGCGCAAGCAAAUCCAAUCAGACGCAUACGCGGACGCCUUGCUGCGCAGGAACCGGAAGCUCAAAGUGAUUCGCGAGGCGCUGGAAACGCUCAUGACGUCCUCAGGCGCGGAUCUCGCGCAAAUCGGUCUGAAAGAGGAGGCUUACCAGGCGAAGAAAGCUGAGUUGACUGCCCUCCGCGCCGAAGUGGAUCAACUAAACAAAAAGUUGACGGAACUGAAGGAGAAUCCCGACGGCUACAAAGCAGACGAGGAGGUAGAAGCUGAAGAGGAAUGGAUUAACGAAGACCGGGACGAGGAGCUGCAAAAGUUAGAGGAAGAGCGUGCGGAACGGGAGAAGGAAAAAGAACAGCGAGAAGCCGCAGACCAGGACAUCAUUUGCCCUUCGGACCCGGCGGAAGCGGCUGCUUGGGACUCUGGAAGCGACCGCGCUGCCGAAGAACCACAAGAGGAGGCUGCGGAGGCCCCACCGUUCCGUCUUCUCGGAGUGGACGCAGAGAUCUGGGACGAAACCGCUUAUACGGUCGCUGGCGGCGGCUGCGAGCCUCCUCCAGACGAAAUUGAGUGA